CCAUACUCAUUGAUUCGGGUCCAAUUGUACACAUUUUGCCCCUCAUUUCUUGAUAGUUUGACUUUGCAUUUCAUCGUUCCUUGACAUAUUUCACUCUAGGUUGUGCUUGUUUUGAUACAUUUCAGGUACUAGCACAUAUGGAAGGGCCGAGGACGAGUUCGGGACGAUUGGAGGUCAAAAAGCGCAAAAACCGAAGAAAAGUCCAAAGACCGUGACAAUUGCCCCGUCACAGUGAAGCGUUGGCGUCCAAGAAUCAGCUGCAGUUCACGGUCUGACAUUGGAUUUCACGGCCUCUAAGGCCAUGAACUGGAACCACAAACCGUGAACAACGAGGCGUCCGGCGAGGUUCCAAAGGUUACUGACGACCAGACAGUUCACGGUCUCUAAGACUGUGAACUUUUAGUGCAAACCGUGAACCCUGGAGAGUGAAGCGGUGCGUUUUGGAGACGAUACUGAGUUCACGGACGCGUUUAGGUGUUCACGGUAGUGAACUGGAAGGCCGUGAACUUAGCUAGAUCUCAGUAUAAAGGGAGAGCUUAAUGGAAGAAGAGGGAGAGCUUUAAUUUUAGGUUAGGUUUUCAUUUUUCAGAAUAAAGAGGAUUUUACUGAGAGGUGAGGGUUUCUUCUAGAGUGAGAAAGUGCAAAUCAAAGGAGGAAGAAGGAGCUUUUGGCUUGUUCCUAGCUAGAGGAUUGAAGAUUUCUUCAUCUCAAGGGUAUCUCAAGCAACAAGGAGGAAGGAUUGGCAUCACUUCAUGGUUAUUUCUUCCCCUUUUUUUGUUUUCUCUUGUCUAGCUAUGGAAUAGCCUACCUAAUCACUUGGGUAUUGUGAAUCAUAGUCUCUCUAUGUGUUAGGAUGUAAGAACAUGAACCUAUUGUGUUGAUUGAGUGUUUUAUAUGAUAUUCGAGGUAUUAUUCAUGAAUGAUUGAGUGUGCUAGCUUUAACUCAAUAUUGGGUAAAAUUGACCUAGAGGGUGGAAAUCCCCUUUUGGUCCAAUAGGAAGCUAGACUUCUUCUUAGCCACUUGGGUAACCUCCUUUAGGUUGAUUUAAGACCAAAAUCUCAAGUAUUGGAGUAGGGCCGUGAUUGCACCGGGAUUGGUCUCUCUGCUGACCGGAUUAAGUUCCAAGGGUUUGGUUUGCAAUCCUUAGUCGGCUAGUCGACAGGGUUAGGUUUCCUAGCCUAUCGUUGUCACCCUAAGCCGAAAGGUUAAGUGAGUUAGCUUUCUAACUUGUUGCAACGAAUCUCAAUUAGCUAACUAAGAGAAUUAGGGAUCUCCUUGGUUAAUCGGUGAAGAGGGCUAGGUUCCCUAGCUAUGAAUCAUAAUCCUUAACCUAACGGUUAAGAGAGCUAGUUCCCCUAGCUUCUAUUUGUUAAUUUUCCUUCAUUGAUCGACUAACGGAGUUUAUACCUAGCUAGUUGCACCCACCUUGCGGUGUAUGAACACUUCCUUCACACUAGAGCUUUGUUUGUACCUCCAAUUUUACCUCGGUUGAGGCAAGACUCCGGAGCCAUCAAGCAAGUCUCCAAAACUUGGAAGUGCAAAUUAGCAAUCUUGAUGGGAUCCUCACCAAGAGACCAAAGGGAGCUUUACCCUCUCAAACCAUUGCCAACCCCAAGGAUCAUGCCGAGGUGAAUGCAAUCCAUUUGAGGAGCUGGAAGGUGACUCCGGAGGUUGUUGCCAAAGAAAUGAAUGACAAGGAAGACCCUCUACCCGAGGGCGAUGAAGAAGAAACAUCGGGAGAAAAGAGAGGAGUGGCGAGGAAGGCAUUGCCAAUGCCACCACCUGUGGCUGAGUACUCGCCACCCCUACCUUUUCCCACGAGGGUUCACAAGGAAAGAUUGGAAGCAGAAUGUGAAGGUUUCAUGGAGAUGCUCCGCAAGCUCCACCUCAACAUUCCCUUCCUUAAAGCAAUGGCCCACAUGCCAAGGUAUUCGAGAUACCUCAAGGGGUGUCUCUCCAAGAAGCUGAAGUUCGAAGAACUAGCAAAUGUCACCCUAGGCGAGGAGUGCUUAGCCUUCAUCCUCAACAGGUUGCCCAAGAAGCAACCCGAUCCAGGUAGUUUCACUAUUCCUCUUUGCAUCGGUUCUCAUCACAUCGAAAACUCCUUGGCGGAUUUAGGGACGAGCAUAAAUGUGAUGGCAUUUUAAGAGGCUAGAUAUAGGUGAACUAAAGACUAUGAGACUUAGUGUCACAUUGGCCGAUCGCUCUGUCAUUAGUCCUAGGGGCAUAGUGGAGGACGUGCUAGUAUGAGUGGAAAUUUUUUGUUAUUAGACGGAUUUUGUGAUCCUGGAUAUAAGUGAGGAUAUUUUGAGAUGCCACUAAUACUAAGAAGCCCUUUCCUUGCCACCGCCAAGGCUUUAAUUGAUGUAAAUGAGGGAACUUUGAUCCUGAGAGAUGGUGAUGAGAGAAUUACUCCUGGAAUUGAUCCUAAGCCUAGGAGUGAGGAUGUGAAGGAAGUGGAACCGGCUGAUAUCAAUGUAAGUGGAGGAGAGCCUUGCAAGGCAAACCCCAGUAUUAUUGUUGGUUCUUGUGAUGAAGUGAAGCAGGAAAGCAAGGAGGACAUCUUUCCCAAAGAAGGAAGGAAACGAGCUUGGAGGGAAAGGAUAAGUUAUGAUAAUGCCCUAUGGAAGGAAAAGGCCAAAACAAAAGUCAUUGGCCGAGAAGCCACACCAUGGAGAGCAAGUUGGGAGGCGGCAUGCCUCGCCCCGAGAACGUGACGGAUCCACUCUCGGCGGCGUCAUGUUCAAAGGCGUGAUAGAUCUGCAACGUCAAGCUAGUGACGUUAACAUAGAGCUUGUUGGGAGGCAACCCAAUGUAGGUUUGUUUUCUUUUCCUUAUUUUUGUUUUUGUGUCGAGUGAAGAGUUCAAGUGGUCGAGUGGUAUCCCCAUGCUAAGUUUUGUGACUGCGUGUUUUGAGUUGUGUCGUGAAUGAUAGUAGGCACGGUGGAGUGGGUCGAGUAAAUUUUUUUGGAAGUGCCCUGUUUUCACUAGUAUUCAAGGACGGAUUGCCCUAACCGUGAACAAGCAAACGCGUCCGUGAAACAGGGUGCUUCCACGUGUGUCAAACCCAUCUACUGGCCUGUGUUCACGGACGGAUUGCAGUGUUCACGGUCUUAAAGACCAUGAACUGGCAAAUGCAUACGUGAACUACAGGGUCUUCCUAUAAAAGGGUCAUGAACGGUCUUCUUCACUUCACGACCCAAAAUCUCGUCGUAAUCUUUCAAAACUCGCCGGAAAGCCGCGAAAAUCAAACGGUUUUUGCUCAUUUCCUCCACUUCCGGCCAGCCAAACCCAAAACCAAGACCAGACCUAGUCUCCCCUAAUCAAAAGCGGCCUUCGCUGAGAUUUUGAGGCAAUUUGGAGCAUUUUUCUUUCGGUGAAGUCGCCGGCGGCAAGGCUCCGGCGUGGCUUCGACGAGCUUCUGAUGAAGCUCCGGCGACCUCCUACGGUCUGUUUUCGGCCCAUUUUUCACCUCCCUAACCCUUUCCUCACAUCCCUACCCUUCCUACUUGAGUCUUCAAGUUAGUUUUUAGCUCUACCUUAUUUAUUUUGGGCGAAUCGGAUUAGGUACUAAAGUGAGGAUAAUUUU
Molecule: messenger RNA, 3590 nt
Organism: Linum trigynum
Lineage: Eukaryota; Viridiplantae; Streptophyta; Magnoliopsida; Malpighiales; Linaceae
Source: the annotation of a GenBank genome assembly